AUAAUAAGCGUUGAAAGUAACAGUUUAAGAUCGAAGCAUUAACCAUGAGCGAAGAUAAAGUAGGUUCAUUAGUGGAAGAAGCUUUAAAACGUAAAGAACGUUUGCAAGCACUUAAAAAAAAGAAUGAAGAAGCCAAGGAUAUCAAUGCAGAUUCUCCCAGCAAAUUACCAAUGCCAAAAUUUCGUAGUUAUAAGCCACAAGAUGAAAGUCUUAAGGAAAAAGUGUUAGAAGAUGCAAAACCAGGCGAUGUUGAAUCCGAAGUUCAAGAUCAGUUGAGUGCUGCAAAAAGUAAAGUGGUUAUCGAAGAACUUGAUAUAAGUAAUUUGGCUCCACGGAAGCCAGAUUGGGAUUUAAAGAGAGAUGUUUCUAAGAAAUUGGAAAAAUUAGAAAGAAGAACUCAAAAGGCAAUUGCUGAAUUAAUCAGAGAACGUCUUAAACAAGACCAACACAAUUUAGCUACAAUGGUAAAUAUGAUAGGAAAAGAGGAAACAAAUGAUAGAACUUGACAGUAAUAUAUGUUAGUUAUUUUCUUUUUAUAUUAGUAUUUUUCUUUUUAAAAAAAUUAUUCCAUGAAUAAGUAAAUGAUAAACCGUUAAUGUGUUUGCUAUCCCUAUACAAUUUUUAUACAAGAGUAAAUAAUGGACUAUAUAAUUUCUUAAUUAUGAUUAACUUUAUUAUUACUAUUAUAUUAGAUAUUUGUUAAUUGUAAGAUGUAUAGAAAAUUAGGAUACGACAAAUACAUGUAGAGAUAUAAAAAAAUAAGUCGUUUUAAGAUGAACUUACGGUAUAAGAGUUUAUUACAUAAAUACUUACACAUUUACAGCAUUAUCGUUGUAUUUAAAUCAUGAGGAUAUGUAAUACUAUCAAUUAAAAAGAAGCAAUUUUAUUUUAUUUUAUAAAUGUAAUUGCCGCAAAAUAUGGAUGCUGUGUAUAAAAAUGAUGAAAACAUAAAAGCAUACAUAUCGCGUGCACAAUUGAUUGCAUAGAUAAACGUUUAAGUUAUAAAAAAAAUAUGUAUAUAUAUAUACCGUCAGAAUUAUUAGAACAAAUAUCAAAAAUCACACAUUGCAUUUCAAUGACAACGAGAGAUAAUCAUCCGAAUAAAAUAAUUUAUAUAAUUAUAAUUCUAUAAAAUAAUCUUCUCUGUAAAACCGAAGAAGUGCGAUUAUUAUACGCUUGACUAGACAUAUAUAUUUGUUUAUCUUUAGAUAGUUACUAAAACUGUUGAAACAACAAAGAGAAUCGACAUAGUAGCGCUGUUACGUAUCGAAAGUGCACCGUUGUAUUUAUCUCCUGCAUCUUCAUUGUUGUUUAAAUUAUUUUCUAGUGGUACAUCGUUGUCUAUGUUAAAAACGUUAUGAUAAACCAAUCGAUCGGAUAAAGGUUGUACCGGUCGGAAAUUAUGCGUUAGUUUGUUACCAUCGGAUGUACGAAGGUUACGAAACGCAGCCAACUGAAAUUUAAAUUUCAUUUUUAUACUAAUACCCUUGUACCGUUAAGAGUAUAUAAUCCUUCAAGAGUAUAAGAAUAAGUAAAGAAAAGAGAACCAAUAAUAACUAUGAAAAGAAUUCAA
Molecule: messenger RNA, 1573 nt
Organism: Vespula vulgaris
Lineage: Eukaryota; Metazoa; Arthropoda; Insecta; Hymenoptera; Vespidae
Product: coiled-coil domain-containing protein 12
Exons: 3
Coding region: 45-506 (153 amino acids)
Cellular component (GO): post-mRNA release spliceosomal complex; U2-type spliceosomal complex
Source: RefSeq, a predicted model, not a curated record